GGACGGUGCCAGGAGCCCCUCAUUCGGCCGCACACCUGCGCCCGCACCGCCGGCUCCUCCACGCCGCUCCCCGUCCCUGCCGGUGUCACCGGCCACCGCUCGACCCAGGAGUGGCCGGCGCCGCGGAGCGAGGUGGCCAUGGGCCCGGGCCCCGCCCACUAGCAGGCCGCCGUCAUGUCCCGAGAGGCAGGCUCGUGCCGCCUGGGCCCCGGGGCGCGGGCGCGGGCCCGCAAGCCCAAGAAGCCGCACUACAUCCCGCGGCCCUGGGGCAAGCCCUACAACUACAAGUGCUUCCAGUGCCCCUUCACCUGCCUGGAGAAGUCGCACCUCUACAACCACAUGAAGUACAGCCUCUGCAAGGACUCGCUCUCGCUGCUGCUCGACUCCCCGGAAUGGGCGUGCCGUCGCCCCCCGGCCGCGCCCCGGCCCCGCGCGCCCACCCCCGACCGCCCCUCGGGCCCCACAGACACGGGCGGCCAGCCCCGAGGAGGAGGAGGAGGAGGAGGAGGAGGAGGAGGAGGAGGAGGAGGAGGAGGAGUGCGGCCCCCUGACGCUCCCCCUGCGCCCGACCCGGCCUCCCCAGUCCUCUCCCUGCGCCGCCACGUCGGGGGCCCUAAGCUGGGGGCGGAGGGGUCCCCUGCGGCCCGGGAUGCUCCGAAGGGUGUGGGCCUCGGCGGGCUCCUGGCUGAGUCCUGGAAGCCGGGGCCGGGCGGGGCUCCCGGGGGCCUGGCCGUGGUGGACGCGGCUGCAGCGGGCCCUGAGAGCGGGGUUCCCUGCUACCCCCCACCCGCCCCCAGUGAGUUCCCCGAGGCCCAGAGCCUCCACGUGUCCCUGCUGGGUGUCAACUGCCCUCUCGGGCCGGGUCUCUUCUCCUACCUGGGACCCUCCUUGGCCGCUGCGGCCCACAUGCCCUUUCUGGCCUCGGCCAGCCCCCUGCUGCCGCCGGCUUCCACUUUCCCUUCCCCACAAGCCCCCGAGCGCCCUGCCCUGGUCCCCCGCCUAUACUACCCCCUGCUCCUGGAGCAUACCCUGGGGCUGCCAGCAGGCAAGGCUGCCCCUGCCAAGCCCCCAGCAGCCCCAAAGGGGCCCCCUGGGGCUCUGGCCCCGGGGCUGCUGAAAGUGCCGGUGCCUGGGCUGGGCAGGCCCUGGCCCCGAGGAGGAGCCCCUAGGGACUCAGGGCCGGAGGGGGAGCUGGAGCCGGCUGCCCAGAGUGACCCCAAGAGGAGGCUGCCCCUGGGAAGCAGUCUGGAGCCCCUGAGGGCCCCCUGUAGCGUGGUGAAGUUUGGUUCCCAGAGCAGCUUGCAGACUGGCCCCUCCGCGAUGCUCUGGCCUGAGGACAAGGAGCCCAGCAACCCUGAGCCCCCAGGCCCCAUGGCCCUCCUGCCCCAGCAGCCCCUGGACCUAGUGCCAGGUGGCCCCGGGCACGUGGGUGAGGACCUCACCCGGGCCCUGGGUGACUAUGCCAGGGUGGAGCAGCGCCUGGGGCAGUUGGCGCCUGCCGGGGGCCUGGCCCCUCGGCCUCUGCGGGAGCAGCUGGGCAAGAUUCGCCAGGAGCUGCUCACCAUCCACCAGGCCCUGGAGCGGGCUGUUCGGCCGCCGGACGCACCCCUCGACCUCUCUGUGAAACGGGUGCCCACCAAGGGGCUCAAGGGGCCUGUGGGGCCCUGGGGGCAGCGGGAGCUGGGCCCCACGCUCGCCCAGGGGGCCCCCGAGCCACCCAGCAUGCUGGGCCCUGCACCAGCUGAGCCUUUCUCUGGCCACACCACCAAGUGCGAGGCUGACUCCAGUGUCCCACCCCCGGGCCUCCCCCUUCAGGCCCCGGAGGACCCUGUCAUUCCUGGUAGCAGUUGGGGUGCCCGAGGUGGGCCUGUGGGCUCCUGGCCCCCUGAGGCUGUCCCUAGCAUUCAGAGCCCCCCUGGUGCUGAGGUCUGACCACAGCUUCUGUGUUAGCUCUGCUCUUAACAGACAGGCACUCCUCUCCAACCCCGUGUCCGCUGCCUGGCCCCCCACCUGCCCCAGCCCCAGAGGCGUGGCCUAGAGCCUGUCCAGCAUGCCUGUGGACUGACCUGCCAUGGCUGUCGCCUGUCUAUGAGGGCAUGAGGGACAGUGGAGGGUCAUAGCUACGUACUGAUCACAAUCGUGGACGUUAAAAUAGAAACUAUCUUCACACA
Felis catus (domestic cat) is the source of this 2171-nucleotide messenger RNA. It is a transcript of the gene PRR35, whose product is annotated as proline rich 35. The record is from RefSeq and is a predicted model, not a curated record. NCBI's taxonomy places the organism in Eukaryota, Metazoa, Chordata, Mammalia, Carnivora, Felidae. Bases 175 to 1932 code for a protein of 585 amino acids. The transcript is spliced from 3 exons.